CUCAUUCAAGCAAGUUGAAGGUUGAUCUGAGCAGUACACUCAUUUGGACAGUUUGACGGUCGAGGAAGACACGGACUGCGAAGCUCCUUGCGAGCCAGUCAACCUCGGGGCAGCCGGGAGAGUUACACAGCGCAGGCGAUGAGGUGAACAUUUCACCCGUACUUGAACAAAACGAUAUUGACGGGCGAAAAAUAUGGCUCGGCACCACCCUGAUUUAAUUAUGUGCCGCAAGCUACCAGGAAUCGCAAUUGGCCGGCUGUGCGAAAAAUGCGAUGGUAGAUGCGUUGUUUGCGAUAGCUUCGUGAGACCGGCUACUUUGGUGAGGAUCUGUGACGAGUGUAACUACGGUACGAACCAGGGUCGAUGUGUGAUUUGCGGUGGGCCAGGCAUCGCGGAUGCUUAUUAUUGCAAAGGGUGCACCACCACCGAGAAAGACAGAGACGGAUGUCCAAAAAUAAUCAACCUCGGAAGCGCGAAAACGGACUUGUUUUAUGAGCGGAAAAAGUAUGGCUUUAGAAAGUGAUAGCUGGUUUGGAAAUACGCAGAAAGUGUCAUCCAGUAUAAACUCCUAA
This is a messenger RNA of Micromonas commoda, 572 nucleotides long. It is a transcript of the gene PHF5, whose product is annotated as component of splicing factor SF3B. Lineage: Eukaryota; Viridiplantae; Chlorophyta; Mamiellophyceae; Mamiellales; Mamiellaceae. The transcript has 2 exons. The coding region runs from base 194 to 523 and encodes 109 amino acids. The record is from RefSeq and is a predicted model, not a curated record. Gene Ontology annotation, biological process: mRNA splicing, via spliceosome. Gene Ontology annotation, cellular component: precatalytic spliceosome; catalytic step 2 spliceosome; U2 snRNP.